This is a messenger RNA of Dinoponera quadriceps, 1914 nucleotides long. RefSeq lists its product as uncharacterized. Bases 195 to 1580 code for a protein of 461 amino acids. The transcript is spliced from 4 exons. The record is from RefSeq and is a predicted model, not a curated record. NCBI's taxonomy places the organism in Eukaryota, Metazoa, Arthropoda, Insecta, Hymenoptera, Formicidae.
UAUUAUGUUUAUUGGUAAGAAAAAAGUAUGAACUUUACGAUCAAAAAAGCCAAUAUACCAAUGCUUUAAUUUUAAUAAGUCUUUAUUUGCGGCUUAAUAUAAGUCAUAGGCUUAGUUUGCUUGAGUCAAUGAAUGCGACAGAGAGCGCGGAUCUCGUGAAGUGUUGACACUCCUAGAUUUAUACAUUUAUAUAUAUGCUUGUGCAAAAAUUGCGAUGUGAACACAUCUCUCGUCUCACCGUCGAUCAGGUUGCCGUUGAGAGCGAAGUCGAGGAAAUCGCCGCGGGGAUAGACAGAGCGAUAACCUUAGCGCAAGAUUUGCGUGAGAGUGUGAAGCUGAACGUGGCGCCUCCAAGGAAACCCUCGAGAAAAGGCCCGAUUGGGAAAGCUUCCCCGUCAGCUCCUGCGUCGAAUAACGGCGGUCGUAGAGACAUGCCGCGGACGAACGUCGCGACGCAGAGAACAAACGUUGCGAAGAAUGCUGGCGUCAGAAGUCCAUCGACAGUUUUCCAAAGUGGCGCGGUAACUUCGAUUGCGUCGAGAAAUACUAACGAUAAAAGACAAUGGAGAGCGUCGGCCGCGAGAAGCAGUGCGAAGUCGAAGAACGAAAGGAAUUUUAUACUGGAGAACAAAUUGAACGUUAAAAAGAUAACUCCGCCGAACAAGUCGCAAGCUGGUACUCAUGGUUCUAAUUGUAUUUCGCAAACUUCGAAGAGGUCUUUACCGCCGGCAGCGUUGGCUCCCGAACUGAGCAACCUGAUACACAAAAUGGCACAGAAAUUUACGGAAAGUGCGUUAGUUUCCUCCCCCGACGAUGGCAGGACUAACAAUUGCCCGUUGCACGACGGUAAUCAACUUGUUGAACGCACUAUCAUGGUGGAUGCAGCCGAGGCACUUCGGCAUUUCAGCGUACCGAAUGAGAUUGUCAGAGCGUUAAGAACUUCUCACAUAUUUUUCAAGAAAACUGAUGCGAAUCGCUCAAACGUCACUGGAGAAGUUCGAGCUAAGUCGAUUGAUAAUUUUCUGAAAGAAUUCGACACGAUGAAUACUUCUGUCCAAGAUGACUCGGAAGAAAUAUCUCAGUUGAUCAAAAUGGCGCACGAGUCGAUGACAUUUUUCAGUGAUAUCUUUACUGGGAAAUUAGAUUCAACGCAACUCGACGAAGUGCAGAACUGGAUCACGAAUUCGAAAGUUGUUUUGAAGCCAUGUAACACCGAGAAGAUCGUAGAAGAUCGUAUCAUCGAGAGAGCAUCUUUUGAACUUCCCUUGACAAAGGAAUGGAUGUUAAACGGCGUCUGGAACAUUUCUUGCAUGAAACACUUCAAGAGUUUCCCCGAAGUGUACUGUAUGAGAUACAACGACGAGAGGCAGUUGUUGUCGUUGUACGAAGCGGUGCAAAAGCUACAACGCGCGGAAUAUUUGAAUACAUUAAUCCAGACCAUAUUGUGCGACGUGAUACCCGCGAUCAGGUCUAACAUCGAUCCUGCGAGCGCGGAGUAUGCGCGAGCGUACAAGACGAUAUUUAUCCUUAGCCAGGGUUUGAAUCCCGAAGUGCCGGUUUUAGUUAGAACCGACAGUUGAGUCUCGCGCUUACGAUAUACACAUAUGUGUUCUCCGUUACUAUAGUAACCACUAUAUUCGUGUAGCUAAUUCGUACAGCCGUUUUCCACGAAAGUGCGGACUGCGCAGACCUACGAUGUUACGGCAGUACGAUUUUUGCGCUUGUUAUUGUACUAUUAAUAAGUAAACAAAGGAGAUUCAUCACGCUUAUCAAUAAAUUAAGUAAGAGUUUCGCGUCGUUUGAAGAUUUCUCAACAAGUAUGAGUAAUAAAAUGCUGAUAUUUUAUAAUACCAUGUCUCAAUUGUAAUGUCAAAUUGUGAACGGCCCGUCGAGUAUAUGCCUGACUUUUUUGUA